This is a messenger RNA of Beta vulgaris subsp. vulgaris (sugar beet), 1793 nucleotides long. RefSeq lists its product as hypothetical. The coding region runs from base 303 to 1502 and encodes 399 amino acids. Gene Ontology annotation, molecular function: lipid binding. The transcript has 6 exons. The record is from RefSeq and is a predicted model, not a curated record. NCBI's taxonomy places the organism in Eukaryota, Viridiplantae, Streptophyta, Magnoliopsida, Caryophyllales, Amaranthaceae.
UCUAUCCAAUAUGGGUCAACAUCACCCGAAUCUCAAAUGUGGAUUCCCACACAAAUAUUGCUGAAUAUUUCUUCUUUAUUUAUCCCUUUUUCUCACCUUGAAAUCCACAACAAUGGCGCAACACGCUCAUCUGGUUUGAAUCUUGCCUACUAUUCUUCGCAAAUGUAACAAAAUUUCUCUUCAAUUUAGCAGAAGUUAUCAUAAUUUGUUCUUACUCUACGAAACCAUCGAAGUUAUUCCUCUCUUUUCGUUGAAUUGUGCUAAAGUACGAAUAAAUUAGGGUUUUCGGCGAAGAAAAAGCUAUGAAAAUGGCGGAAUUGUUGAUUUUACCAUCAUCAGAAGCUAAAUUGUUAUGGAAGGAAAACAAAGCAGGUGGUUGGGCUGCACUUGCUGCUAUCUCUUUCAUCUUUGUAUGGCAACUCUUGAAGUUCAUCUUACCUGCUCUUCGAUUGAUUGUUGUUCGAUUUAGACGCACUUCUCCUCCUCCUCUUUCUCUCUCCUCCGAUGCCAUUUCUCCUUCCUCUCAUCGAAUAUCCGACCUUAUAUCAGAUGGUGACUUGAAAAUUUUGAUUGACAAUUUGGAUGAGAAAGCCAAUGAUCCUGAAAAUGGAAAAUGGGAAAAUGUCACUGAGAAAAGCAAGACUUCUCUGUCCUACAAGGCAAAAUGCUGUAAACCAAAGGAGGGUCCUCUCAAAUACUGGAGUGUAACUGUGUUCGAGAAUUGCUCCCCUGAAACCUUAAGGGACUUUUAUAUGGACUGCGAUUUUAGGAAGCAAUGGGACAAGACAGUGGUUGCUCAUGAGCAAUUGCAGAUUGAUGAAGGAAGUGGAACAGAGAUCGGGAAGACCAUAAAGAAAUUUCCGCUUUUGACGCCUCGAGAAUAUGUUUUGGCAUGGAAGAUUUGGGAAGGCAGCAACAGAACAUACUACUGCUUUACAAAGGAAUGUGAACAUCCUUUGGCACCCAUACAGAGGAAGUAUGUACGAGUUCCAUUUUUCAGAUCUGGAUGGAGAAUACGGCAAGUACCUGGAAAAAAUGCCUCUGAAAUCAGAAUGGUGCACCAAGAAGAUGCUGGUUUGAAUGUGGAGUUUGCAAAGUUGGCAUUUGCACGAGGGAUAUGGAGUUAUGUAUGUAAAAUGGAUGAUGCUCUGCGCAAGUAUUCUUCAAUCCAUCAUCCACCCUCAAGUUCAACAACGACUGCUGUUUCUCUCAUUCAAAAGGUCCCACAUGACCUCGAUGCCAUAAUUAGAGCAUCAUCGUCGGAUCUAGCUUCUGGUUCUGGUUCUAGCCAUGGCAUCAAUGGUCAGGAAAAUGGAGCUAAUUCACAAAAACUCAAGAGGAUGCCCUCAAAGAAAUUGAUUGCUAAUGGCUUGCUUCUUCUUGGCGGCUUAGUCUGUUUAUCUCAAGGAAAUUCAGGUCUAGGUGCCAAAGUUGCCAUUGCAUGUGUUCUGAAGAAGUUGAGUAAACGUGGCUCACUAUGUGGUCAGAAACAGCAGAGGUAAUGAUCAAGUUUAUUCAUCAUGCAAUCUUCCGGGCUUCCAGAUAUUCACCCGUUGGUCUCCUGAAUUGGUUCAUAUAUAUACUCAUUGUUCCACAGAGAACUGAAAGAAAGCGGAGACCGUGUAUGUUAUCGUGUAUGUUAUAUCCAAGCGUGUAAUUGUAUAUAACCAACACAAGUUCAAUCAUAUUUUUCUUCUAUGUAUAUCAUAUCCAAUGACUGAGCAUUGCUUGGUCUAAUAUGCUUGUAUCUCAUAUGUCAGAAAUCUAAUGAAAAACCCACCCGAAUUGUCCGA